CAGAUGUCAAUAAAUUCUGUUGCCUAAGCGGCGAGGUCUACAAUUUCUUCUGACCUAGGAUUUGGAGUCAAUUCGUUUCUCAUGGAUCCCGAAUAUAGAAACAUUUGGGGGUGGUUGACGACGAGGGAUGGAAGAUAAAUAGCUGGACUACAGCCAAGAUAACAAGUACUAAGAAAGCACAGCAAGCCCGUGCUCAGAAUAAGAUGACAUGAAGCAGAACUGAGAUGAAUUCCUCCUCUGCCUUUGCCAGAUAUUGAGGUCAGUGUUCCCACACAGGCAGUCAAGCGCCGCACUAGACUGGGAAACAGAUACAACUAGCUAGAAAGCGGUGCCCUGGUAACACGGCGACAUUUCCUGUAUGCGAAAAUUAAGCUGAAUGUGCUUUUGUCCAGAUCUGGCGGCGCUGAGGGCUAGUCGGAGGACGAGUAUCAACUGUGACAGACUCGAUCACCAACUCGUCACUGAUAAUUUCACGGGAGUGCGCUUCAUACGUUGCUAUUUUUGAGUUUGCCAAAUAUAUUUCACAAGGACAGCACUCAGCUCUGUAGAUAAGGAAGGCGAUGGUAUUGGAUGCUGGAUUCUCAGGAUGGUGCUGAACUUACAUAGCCCUCACUGUAAAAGUCACGUUCGACUCGCAUUUCGGCCGCCACUUCGAUUAUCAGAACACUUUCGAGCUCCGCAAAGCUCUCUGCUAGCUCAGCUUCACGAAAUCUUAAAAGGCGCCGAGCAUUUUGCGUUUACACCGCUGGUGACAGGAUCAUUUCAGUCCUCCCGAAAGAUGUAGGAGACGCUGGAAUGGGAAACGCUAUAAUGUCCGUGGUUUCUUUUUUCCCGUCUAAAUCGUGCCAGCACUACCUUUUGGGAGAUGAUAUCGAGGAACUACCACCGGACAAAAUGAUGGAUUUGAGCGGGAAACAUCUGAGGAAGUUUCCGCUGCAGGUCUGUGCUUUCACUGAACUUAUUAAACUGUACCUGAGUAACAACAAUCUGAGUAGUCUUCCUCCCGAACUUCACCUGCUGAACUGCCUGCAGAUCUUGGCUCUGGACUUCAAUCGUUUCAAAGAACUGCCCCAGGUGGUAUGCCGUCUCCGCCAGCUCUCCUCCCUGUACCUGGGCAAUAACUACCUGAGCGACCUGCCGGCCGAACUGAGCUCGCUGGCGGAACUGAAAACGCUGUGGAUCGAGGGGAACUGUUUCGAGGAGGUCCCCAGGGUGGUGUCGCAGCUGAAGCAUCUGAGAAUCUUGCACGCAGGGUGUAACCAGCUAAAAGAACUGCCCAUGGAUCUCUGGCGCCUCCGGGAACUUCAGAACAUCUGGAUUUCGAGCAACUUGUUCUCUGAGUUCCCUAAAGUCCUACUGGAGAUCGAUAGCCUGGAGAUCAUCGACGUGGACCGAAACUCGAUCAAGUUCUUCCCCAGUCUGGUCCACAUGAAAAACCUGAAGCUGGUGAUAUACGAUCGCAAUCCGUGUAAGAGUGGCCCCAGGGUGGGCGAGGACGUCCGGAGGGUGGGAAAGUGGGCCGACUAUCGCCCUGAAGUCACCGAGGAAUUAUCACCGGAGAACGAGCCAGAGCAAAUGGAAGAAAGCGAGGACGUUGAAACGACAGGGAAAAGUGAACUUAAUAAGGAUUCUGACUCGGUGCGAGAGUAAAAACAACGGGAACCAAAGUGGCGCCAACGAAAGGCAAUUUGCAGGCUUCAUAUACUGUUUAAUUAUGCAAUACGUGUAGAAAUUGUAAAUACAUCUAUGCUCCUCUGGAUAGCUGUUUACAGCGCAAAACCUGUUUCCACAACAAGGGCUGAGACGAUUAUAAGGGGAGAGGCUAGAUGAAAGGAAUAAGAAAUGUUAAUGUAGGAAGAGAUAUCUUGGCUCGCGUGGAGCAAUAGGUGCCGUCCCGGGCCCCCGGUCUCAUUAUUCCGUCUUUGUCAGCAUUAAUUCUUGCUAGCGACAUCGUCCAAAGGGACUGCAUGAAAAUAGUAAUUAUUCUUCUUUUAUAUAACAAGUGUAAUAUGUAACAGUACGUAGUUAAUCAUCUGCUUCAGCGGAUGGGGCUUGAAGACUGCUAUCGGGAACAGGAUGUACUUUGAUGAAAAGCACAAAACCUAUUCUGAACGAUUCACCCUGCAUUUCAGACCCACAAAGGGGGAAAAAACUUUCAUAAAUCAGACUUUAAAAUAAUCAACUAGUUAUUUUUUUCGGUAGCAGUAACUGGAAGUCAGAUAAAAUCCCGCUAAACUCCUAUUCCAACGAGAAUUAGGCUGCUCCCGUGGCAAUGGCUUGAAAUAAAACGGUUUCCACAGGAAAUGAGACCUCGGAGUGUAAAGGCCAGCUUUGAAUCUGAUCCCUCUCUGCAUACAAAUAAUAAGCAAUCUUCCUGGUGUUCAACGUGGAAAUGCGUUUCACUCCACAAAUUAUAAAUUACUUGCGAGCAAGCUUAGAACUUCAUUUUUGUUUCAAACGAGGCAGUGUUUUGGGAAAAUUUACUUCCUCUCCACCGCACCAGCCAAUUCAGAUUUGCUUUGCCAGAGAAUAAUGGCAAAUUACCAGAGGAGCUCAGCAGGUCAGGCAGCAUCUGAGGAGGAAAAUGGACAGACAGCAUUUUGGGUCUCCCGGUAAAGUCAACUGAUCAUUUCCCGAUACAGAUGUUGCCCAAUACUGCAGUCACUUGUGCCCUGAUUUUUGCUUCCAAUUUAAAAAGGUGGCGGCAGACAGCUGCAUCUGCCUGUAUUACUUGGGUGUUGGGAAUUUAAAUUUUGAGAGGGGAUUACGGGGAAGGAGUUGUUAUCUCUCGUGAAUGCUUCAACUGAUACCCAAUCUGAAUUUAAGUUUCUUAGUAGUACAGUAGUUCAAAAUACAAACUCAGAACAAAGCCUGUGCACUACUUCGACGUGUCUUUGCUUUUCCUAAGGUGGCCCGCACCGAACCCCUCCCCACCAAAGUACAUAAAAGAAUCUUUUCAAAAGGGAUCAUUCCUUUCUCUCUAGUGCCUUCCUACGCUAAUGGGAUCGGUAAAAAGACGGUGAAACCGCUGUUGGGAACCUGAUGAAUAUUGGGCAUCGGCGCGAUGUGAGCGUUGAUAUCGAGUCGGCCGGGGCUGCACUGAAAUGUGGGACUGAAAGUGGCCUGCAGAGUGACACAGUGAGUGGCGGUGGGGAGGGGGUCAUCUCUGGUGAGGAGUUUGACAAAUGACCCUAAGAUCUCCUCAUUACUGCCUGUUGGAUGUGAUGGCAGCUGCUGGCCUCGCCGUUCAUUCUUUACUGGCGCAACUCUCCCAAAGCCCGGAGAUUCCACUACGGCAGCCAAAGGGAGAUCUCUCGGCUGGGCUGAGCUUUACAACCCAGCAGAGAGAGAAAGAGGGCGACACAUCCAAGAGGAGGCAGUGAGGGUAGGACUAUAAUCAGCAGGUGCUUGAGCUUCCUAUUAUGAAGCCCCACUGAGCUCUGGGGUGACGGCCGAGAAGCAGAGGUAGGGGUUCGCGCGCAGCUGGAGCGGGCGUUUUUUUAAAAAUGGGCGGGAGGGGUUGGGUACGACCCUGAGCUACAAAAAUCGUCGCUCUUCUAUAGCUCCAUGCUAAGUACCAGGCCACUUCGCAGUUCUCUUGCGCCCUAAUUCUCCGCGCAUUCACGUCAGGACAGAAUUUGAGGCACUUCAUAGUAUUAGAACCGCAAUUUUCGUCUCUUUCAGCAGGUGCUAGUGUACCUAUACUACCAUUAGUGUUCAAAGUUCAUAACGUAGUCAUACUUCAUUUAAAAAUAAUUUAAAAGUAAAUUUUAUUAUCAAAGUACAUACAUGUCACCUUAUACAAUCCUGAGAUUCACGUUGCUGCGGACAUACUGCGCAAAUCCAUAGAAUAGCAACUGUAACAGGAUACAUGAAAGAUCAACCAGAGUGCAGAAGACAACAAACUGUGUAAAUGCCAAUAUAAAUAAAUAACGACAACAUGAGAUAACAAAAUAAUGAGUCCUUAAAGUGAGAUCAAUGAAUAGGCAAAUAAAUCAGAAUCAAGUUUAAUAUCACCGGCAUAUGCCGUGAAAUUUGUUAACAGCGGCAGCACACAAUGCAACACAUAAUACAGAAAAAAUAAAUCAAUUACAUUAUAUAUGUAUGUAUAUUAGUUAAAUUAAAAAUAGUACAAAAAACAGAAAUAAUAAAAAAGUGAGGCCAUGUUCACUGCUUCAAUGUCCGUUUAGGAAUCGGAUGGCAGAGGGGAAGAAGCUGUUCCUAAAUCGCUGUGUGUGCCUUCAGGUUUCUGUACCUCCUUCCUGAUGGUAGCAACGAGAAGAGAGCAUGUCCUGGGUGAUGAGGGUCAUUAAUAAUGGAGGAAGCCUUUCUGAGACAUCGCUCCUUGAAGAUAUUUUGGCUUCUACGGAGGCCAAUACUCAAGAUGAAGCUGACUAAUUUUACAAUUUUCUGUAGCUUCUUUCGACAUUUGUUUAAGAACUUGAUAGUUGUGGAGUAGUAACUGUUGUUGAACCUGGUGGUGCGAGUUUGCUGAUCAGUACAAAUUCAUGCCUAAACUGAAUUAGUUUUUAAGUGUCCGUAUAGGCCAAACACUACACGUAUUCAGUCGUGUGUGAACCAAAUCCUUCCCAUAUCUGAAGCCAAAUGAAUUGCAAAGUUAUCUACAGUACAGAAAGAAGUAAUUAAACAUAUCCUUCUGGCAGUGAUAUGUUUAAAAGUUUUUCGCAACAUCAGCACCAAAGAUUUGAGCUGCAGAGCAGAUCUAAUUUUAGCUCAUCUGGCCUUGAUUAUUUUUCAGAUAAUAUUAUUACUGCAAAAUAUUUUCAGUGUGCACUGGCUAAAACAGAAUAAAAUUUAUUUUAUGAUCCCUAUCAAUGUACUUAGAAACAUGCUUCUACUUCUUAAGGUAAUGAUUCAUAACCUUAAACACGGUGGGUAAUCUGCAUGUUUGAUUCAGUUGAAUGAUUUUUGCAAUCAAAAUAGUUUGUUAAAAAUAAUGCUUACCUGAUAACCAUUAGCAAAUUGUGUUGACCUGCUGUUGUUCAUUGCAAUCAAUAUGGCGGUUUACAUCACAUAAACAGCCACAAACCCCAACUCCCACCAGGACCACUGAUGAUCCAUUUUCUUUUAACAUCCCUUCGUUGUAUGAAUCGAGACUUCAUUAAUUUAACAAAAAAUAUUUGAAACAGGACAUCCUUCUUAAACGAACAGUGCUUGUAACGCCCUCGAAAACCUCAAUUGGAUUGGAGGCAAGUGGACACAUAACUAAGGUUUACAGGUCAGACAUCACUGCAGCAUAUGUGACCAUCGUUAACGGGUUACAACAUAAAGCUGCUUUUAUUGACUGAAACGGCCAAUAACUACACGGGGUGUUUUUCAAAUGCUCUUCAGCGACUCAUCUAAGUCACCCAUAAAACUAACAUCCUCUCUCUGCUCAACCAACAAGAGAAAGACCUCGGGGAGGGGGAGGGGCGUCAAUUACUUUGCAGAAGCAUUCCCAAACACUUAAGGAUUCGUAAAUUGCCCCCAACUUCCAUUUGGUCAUCAUAUGACCACAAAAAUGCAGUUAGUUACCUAAUAAUAGCAUUUCCAUUUUUCUUUACAUAUAAUGUGCGGCUUAAUGUUAAAAGGACCUUACAAUUUUCAUUAACCUUGUCCUUCAAGGCUGCUAAAUCCUCACGGUUUCAAUAAAGUAGGAUACUGUUGGGUGGCGAAAAUAUUAAGGAUACCAUCAUCUCACCUUUUGAAACUUCAUGGGCCUGGCCAUGCAUGUACUAUAUUUAAACACAAAAUACUCUGCAGAUGCUGGGGUCAAAGCAACACUCACAACACGCUGGAGGAACUCAGCAGGUCGGGCAGCAUCCGUGGAAACGAUGAGUCAACGUUUCGGGCCAGAACCCUUCGUCAGGACUGAAGAAGGAGGGGGCAGAAGCCCUAUAAAGAAGGUGGAGGGAGGGUUGGAAGGAGAAGGCUGGUAGGUUCCAGGUGAAAAACCAGUAAGGGGAAAGAUAAAGGGGUGGGGAAGAGGAAGCAGGAAAGAUGAAGAAGGAAUAGGGGAAAACACAACGGCUAGUAGGAGGCGGAACCAUGAGGGAGGUGAUAGGCAGCUGGGGGAGGGGUCUAUAUUUGUUCGCAUACAUUGUGUAAUUCUUCAUAUUGAUGUUAGGCAAUCGAUCACUUUUCAUCUAUUUCUUCAACAGCAUCUUUUUGAUGAAUCCGUUGUCAUGAUGCAUUGGAAUCAAACUCAUUUGAAGUGUAAACAUCAAACUCAAAUUACAUCACUAAUCCCAAUAGAGCUAAGAUAUAAUAAAGGGAAUAUAUGGCAGAUAAACCUUGCAGCCAUCCAAAAACAAGUUUAAAUGAAGAUAAAAACAAGGUCACCUAGAUCUGGGUUGCCAUGUUUAGUUUUUAGGAAUGCCAGCAACAUUACUCACAUUUCCUUAUUUAGAAACUAUGCUCAUUAUCAUACAAACCUGACAAGAAUGCAAAACUAGCCCUUCACACUGGGCAUAUAACAUUUUGUUCUUAUAAUUGUUUCUAUUUUCCCCCCAAAGUUUUUGGAAAUUCAAACAGAAAUCCUUUUACAUUAAUAACUAAAACUGUAAUUCAUAUGAACUGACAAGUUCAAGCAAGCCAAAAUUUUUAUGUUACCCCAUUUUUGCAAAAACGUUAGAUGGCAGAAUUGCAGAGGAAAAUUACUCGUGUUCUACCGUGUAGAUAGGAACACAAAUUCCUAUUGUACUUGAUUACAAUAAGCCAUUAAAGUACUUCGCUCUUAACCAAAAUUCUUGGCAGGCUGCAGGAUAAAUAGCUUUGAAUUAAGCCCACGAAUUGUUGCAGAUCAGUUAUAGCAUGAGAAAAUUUAUAAUACGACAUUGCCAACAUAGAAAAUGAUUUCACCUCUAACCGCAAUCAUAAUCGUUUAUUUGUACUUCCUUAAACUGCAAAAGUUGCUGCACAGUUUCCAUUCAAUUGCAUGUUGAACUUGUUAGCCUAGGCUUUCUUUCAGGUUCUGACUGGAUAAAUUAUCUCCAAUUCCAGGGAGUUAAUCAACACAAAUCCCAGGUUACCAUUCAAUACAAACAAUUUAACUGAUAAUAGCACUGCAGAAAGUUGGGACUAACAGGACCACUACAAAUAGAUAUACAUGUUAGGACAAGUUAAAACAAUAUUUUUUAAUGUUUGUAAUUUGGUUUUGAAUUACUUUGAAGCAAUUAUUUUAAAAAAAGCAAAUCAGAGGAAAAAAAGUUUAUACGUUGGCAGUCCUUGGAUUCUGUUUUAUAUUUGAAUUUCACCUCUGUACUGGAUGUAAAGAGCAAACCAACAAACAGAAUUCUGAAGUGUUCAAUCCAUCAAAUAGUAAAUUGCUGAAGAUAUCACUUCACUUAGGUCAAAUAUUUUCACUUAACUGGAAGAACUUGGAUGAUAAGCAAAUCAGUUAAGGGAAGCAUUUGCAAAACAAGCAAGCUGAAACAACACAGCAGGCUCAAAAGCACAAGCAUUUGAGAUAAACUAAGUGGCCACUUUAUUAGGUACCUCCUGUACCUGAUAGCGACCACUUAUGUAGUCCACCCACUGCAAGGUUUGAUGUAUUGUGCAUUCAGAGAUGCUCUUCUGCACACUACUGUUGUAACACGUGGUUAAUUAUUCACCUUCCUGUCUGCUUAACCAGUCUGGCCAUUCUCCUCAGACCCCUCUCAUUAACAGGGCGUUUUCAUCCAGAGAAGUGCUGCUUUUGUUAUAUUCUCUGUAAACUCUAGAAAAACCCCAGGUGAUCAGCAGUUUCUCAGAUACUCAACAGCCCAUCUGGCACCAACAAUCCUUCCACAUUCAAAGUUACUUAGAUCACAUUUCUUCUCUAUUCUGAUGUUUGAUGUGAACAACUGAAACUCUUGGCCAUGUCUGCAUGCUUUUAUGCAGUUGCUGCCACAUGAUUGGCUGAUUAGAUAUUUGCAUUAAUGAGAUCUACAGACAUGACUAAUAAAGUUGGCACUGAGAGGCUUUCAGUGGUCCAAAUGCACUGGUUUACAAGCUAUUUCCUGGGGGUUGGUGUUGGUCUAUCAUUUUCACAUUAUAUAUUAAUGAUUUGGAUGACAGAAUUGAUGGCUCUGUGGCCAAAUUUGCAAAUGAUACAAUAAGUCGAGGAGUAGGAAGUCUGCGAGAGGACUUAAGACAAACUGAGAAAACAGGCAGACAUAGCAGAUGGAAUACAGCGUAAGAAAGUGUAUGGGCAUGCACUUAUACAGGAAUAAAGGAGUAGGCUGUUUUCUAAACUGGACAAAAUUCAGGCUGGCUAAGGUAAAUGCAAUGUUAGCAUUCAAGAGGAUUAAGAUAUAAAAGUAAAGAUAUAAUACUUAAGUAUUAUAAGGCAUUGGUCAGAACUUGUUUGGAGAAUUGAGAGUAGUUUUGAGCCCCAUUAAGGAUGGAUGAGCUGGCAUUGGACAGUAUCCAGAGGUUUGUGAGAAUGAUCCCAGGGAUGAAAGGAAGGUUUAUGAAGAACUUUUCAUGGCUGUGGACACACACUCAUUGAUGAUUAGAAGGAUGGGGUUGGAAAUCUUGUUGAUAGGCCUAGAGUGGACUUGAAGAGGGCAUUUCCAGCAGCGUGAGAGUCUAGGACCAGAGGACACAGUCUCAGAAUAAAAGGACAUCUCUUUAAAGAUUAGCUUUAUUUGUCAAACGUACAUCAAAACAUAUAGUGAAAUGUGUUGUUUGUGUCAAUGUCUGACACUGUCUGAUGAUGUGCUGGGGGUAACCUGCAAGUGUCACCAGCCUUCUGCACCAACAUAGCAGGCCAUAGCUUACUAACCCUAUCCCUCACAUCUUUGGAACGUGAGGGAAAAUGAGAGCAACUGUUUGAAACCCACCCAGGCACAGGGAGAACAUACAAACUCCUAAUACAGAGUGGUGAGAAUUGAACCCCAAUAUCACUAGCGCUGUGAAGCAGAAUGCUAACAGCUAUGCUACUUGUGCUGCCCUGGACAGGAUAGCCCAGAACAGAGAUGAAGAGGGAUUCCUUUCGUCAGAAGGUGGUGGAUUUGUGGAAUUGAUAAGAUUUUGAUUAGUAGGUGUCAAAGGUUAUGGAGAGAAGGCAGGAGAAUGGGAUUUAGAGGGAAUAAUAAAUCAGUUCUGAUCAAAUGGCAGAGCAGACUCGAUGGGCCAAAUGUCCUAAUUCUGCUCAUAUGUCUUAUGGACUUGUGAAGACUGGUGAAUACCCUGAAACAUCAAUCUAAUAGAAUUUCCAUAAUACUAAAACACCAGAACAAUUAAUUUUUUCUCAGAUCCUUUUUUUUGAAAUAUUAUUCACAGUAUCAGAGAACUUUGAUAUUGAGUUACUCUAGGAAUCCACCUGAAUGAAUUCUUACAAUAGCUGUAGUCUCAUUCAAAUGUAAACCCAUUUAUAAAUCCACACUCUAGUAUUUAUGCUACUAUUACUAUUUAACUUUCAGACACAGCUUCCCACAAUCAUACCAUCUUAACAUACACCCAAAAGCAAAAGCCCUAGUCAACCUAAAAAUUUUUUAUGGAGUUUAAAAGUUAAGGAAUGGACAAUGGACACCCUGGACAAUUUGCACCAGACAACUAAACUGUACUGGUCAUUUUCUCAAAAUUCUUGAAAAAAUAUUAGCCCAUUUCAAAUUAACCUGUUGCCUUUUCCUCAGACAUCUUGGUUUUAUUAUUCCCUCUGCAAUCACACCCAAAUUUAUGCUUUCUAGUUACAGAGUUGAUUGAUAUUUAGCUGCACAAAAUUCACUACUGAGUUCUGAUUUUAAGUAUAAAAAACUGACAAUUUCCCAAACCGUUGCAAUGAUCUCUCGUUUGUCAUAUUAUGUUAGCAAACAUUUUCAUUGUUCUAGUAGCCAUUAUCCAAAAAGCUGUCUAGGACUACAAGGGACAAUACAAAUAAAGACUAUACAAAUUUGACAAAAAUUCCUUUA
Mobula hypostoma (lesser devil ray) is the source of this 9896-nucleotide messenger RNA. It is a transcript of the gene lrrc10, whose product is annotated as leucine rich repeat containing 10. Lineage: Eukaryota; Metazoa; Chordata; Chondrichthyes; Myliobatiformes; Myliobatidae. The record is from RefSeq and is a predicted model, not a curated record. The coding region runs from base 796 to 1650 and encodes 284 amino acids. The transcript has a single exon. Gene Ontology annotation, molecular function: protein binding.